AUUUUGAUUUUGUUUCAGAUCUUGUAUGAUAUAAGAUGUCGAAGACAACGAUAAGAAAAGGGAAACAAGAUGAUAAGUUCUCUCUAGCAAUGAGGGAGGUUCAGAGUUCUGUUCCUGAAAAUAAGAAAUGUUUUGAUUGUGAGCAGAGAGGACCAACCUACGUCAAUACUACGGUUGGAAGCUUUGUCUGCACUAAAUGCUCCGGAAUGCUGCGUGGUAUCAACCCUCCUCAUCGGAUAAAAUCUAUCUCUAUGUCCACCUUCACCCCGGAGGAGGUUGAGUUGAUGAGGACGAGAGGGAACCUCUGGUGCUCCAGGGUCUGGUUGGGCAACUACGAGGCUUCAACCAACCCUGUAGAUUACAAGGACGAUGAGAAAAUUAAAGAAUUUAUGAUAACAAAGUAUGAGAGGAAACGGUACUAUGUAGAAGCUAAUCAGAGGCUGGCACAGACCUCACCAUCUGUAUCCAGUCUUAGCUCGUCUUCCUCGCAGGACUCUAAACCUAUUUCUGGUCUUAUAGGGACAACAUUAAAGGCAUAUAUUGCCCAGGGACAAUCUAGCAUAUCAGUAUCCCGCCCUGCAGCCACCGCAUCCUUCCCACGCCCACAGGAGGUCAAAAUUCCCGCCCAACCGAUUCAGAAAACUUCCGUUCCCGCCCAACCGACCCAGAAACCUCCCGUUUCCGCCCAACCGACCAUCCAGUCCCAAGAAGAUAGUUUUGCAAAUUUUGCUAAUUUUGACUCGGUAGCGUUUGACAGUUUACCAGCAGAUCCUCUUGCAGCCCCUGUAGUUCUCCCAACCCCUUCAAUUCUUCAGUCCGGGAAACCAUCCCAGGUAAUUAAUAAAACCUCCGACUUCUCAACUCCUCCGAAUAACCCCAGUAGUUGCCAGCAGGAUAGAUAUUCUGCCCUAAAGGAGCUGGACGAUCUAUUCAAGACGACAGCUAUUCAAAGUCCAGGACCAACUGAAUCCAGUUCCCAACCUCAAUUCUUCUCCGGAGCAUCUGCUAUACCUCCGACUGCUCUCCCCAAAUCUAAUGGAAUUUUCUCCGACGUGAACGGACGAAACAGUCCGUCUUUUCCUAACUCCAGUCCAGCUAACUGGUCUAACAGUGCUCCGGUCUGGACUCCGUCCUGGAACCAGGGCGGAGGAGGGGGAGGUUGGCCGGCAACGGCGGAACCUGCCUGGGGUACUUCUGGGAAUCAUACAACCAACCCUUUUGGUUCUUCACCUUCUGGUGCAAUAAACCUUGGUAUGCCAGAAAACAACAACGACCUGUUUGCUGGAUCUUCAAAACAAUUUUUUACAGAAAAACCAGGUUUUGAAGGUAGUGGAGCUGCUGGUAACCCCUGGUCUAGUGUUCCUGUCUUUACUCCGAAUAUGACUCCGGCUCCGAAUCCUCACAAUCCCUUCCUAUAACCAAAAAGAACCAGAUAGCUGGAAACAGUUUUUAUAAUCUGGUUUCUUCUUUUUUCCGAUCUUGUUUUGUUGGAAGUUUCACCUUUAAGCUGCUUCUCCGCCCCUCCUCAGAACCUUGACAGUUCUCUUGUCUAUAAUUCUUCCAAGUUAGGUGCUCUCUCUCUCUCUUCUUCACAUCGGAAUCCGAUCUAGUUCUAAAAUAUUAAAUACUCCUCUGUACUAUUCGUUUUGACAAUACUCGUAACAUAUUUUAAACCUUCCUCUUUUACAACCUUAAACGGGAUUUUAUCCAUCUACUUACAGUGAGUCAAUGAUAUUUAUUUAAUAAAACAAAUAUAAGCGGCAUUUGCCCAAAUGACUUUUAAAAUGUUCUUUUUAAAGUGUCCCAUGUGAAGCUGGGUCAAGAGUAUCAUAUUCUCGUAAACAAUUAUUUUAAAAGAUCUGGGUAAAUAGAAUUAGAAAUGAUUGUUAGAAUCUGUUUGAAAUAUAGUUAUUUAAAAACCA
Molecule: messenger RNA, 1922 nt
Organism: Eurytemora carolleeae
Lineage: Eukaryota; Metazoa; Arthropoda; Copepoda; Calanoida; Temoridae
Product: arf-GAP domain and FG repeat-containing protein 2
Exons: 10
Coding region: 36-1418 (460 amino acids)
Molecular function (GO): GTPase activator activity
Source: RefSeq, a predicted model, not a curated record